Molecule: messenger RNA, 450 nt
Organism: Entamoeba invadens IP1
Lineage: Eukaryota; Evosea; Mastigamoebida; Endamoebidae
Product: M-phase inducer phosphatase, putative
Exons: 1
Coding region: 1-450 (149 amino acids)
Biological process (GO): positive regulation of G2/M transition of mitotic cell cycle; protein dephosphorylation; G2/M transition of mitotic cell cycle
Cellular component (GO): cytoplasm; nucleus
Molecular function (GO): protein tyrosine phosphatase activity
Source: RefSeq, a predicted model, not a curated record
AUGAUACUCGAGAAGAAAGAUCUAAUUCCAGUGGACUGCAGAUUUCCUUAUGAAUUUAGAGCUGGCAAGAUCAAAAACGCAGUGAAUGUCUGGAACCAAAAUUUGCUCGAAAAAUUGUUUCCUCAAAACAGACCAAAGGUUACUUCCGCGGCUUUAGUUUUCUACUGUGAAUUUUCAGAAAAGAGGGCGCCGGCAUUGGCAGAGCAAUUAAAACGCUCUGGGCCGUUUGGUGGAAUAAAUGUGAAUUACCCUGAAAUAUAUGUACUUGAAGGAGGGUUUUCAACAAUAAGAACUUUGUGUCCUGACAGAUGUGAAGGAGUUCAUGUGUCAAUGACCGAUAAAAUGUUCUUCGAAGAAAGAAAAGAAUGUCAUCACAUAAUCAAUGAGAUCAAACAAAGACGAAGAAAAUGUAAUUGUGUUGACUUUACAAAGAUGAGAUUAUCAGAGUGA